This is a messenger RNA of Anopheles marshallii, 510 nucleotides long. Its product is annotated as N-alpha-acetyltransferase 80-like. The transcript has a single exon. Gene Ontology annotation, biological process: protein acetylation. NCBI's taxonomy places the organism in Eukaryota, Metazoa, Arthropoda, Insecta, Diptera, Culicidae. Gene Ontology annotation, molecular function: acetyl-CoA binding; N-acetyltransferase activity. Gene Ontology annotation, cellular component: cytoplasm. Bases 1 to 510 code for a protein of 169 amino acids. The record is from RefSeq and is a predicted model, not a curated record.
AUGACACUUCCACCUCAACCCAUACCUACCGAACCGUACAGAGUGGUUCCAAUCCAUAAACAUCGUGAGCUGAUGGAUCAGUGCAUUGCACUUAUAAACGCAGAAUGGCCACGGUCGUAUACGGCUCGGCUGUGGAGUUUGGAAUCGUCGAAGGAAACGCUCCCGACCAGCUUCGUGCUGACAACCAGCGUGAAAAAUGAAACCAUCGUCCUGGCUCACGCCAAACUUUCGCCAAUCCCUGCCGAUCGAACUGCCGUGUUUGUGGAAAGCGUAGUUGUAGCUCGCGAACACCGUGGACAAGGCAUUGGACGGUUGCUAAUGCAGGAAGUGGAAAGGCAUUGCUUCACGAAUUUGCAUCUGAAGAAGAUCUACCUUUCCACAAUCGACCAGGAAGCAUUUUACGCGAAGCUUGGGUACAAACUGUGCAGUGCUAUCAACAUUUUCGGGUCACGUCCCACGUUUAACAAGAGCACCAAGAAAACGUGGAUGUCCAAGAGUGCGGGUAGUUAG